Molecule: messenger RNA, 2701 nt
Organism: Pelecanus crispus (Dalmatian pelican)
Lineage: Eukaryota; Metazoa; Chordata; Aves; Pelecaniformes; Pelecanidae
Source: RefSeq, a predicted model, not a curated record
CAAAACUGUACAAUCUAAAGUGGACUGCAUUUUGCAAGAAGUUGAGAAGUUUACAGACCUAGAGAAACUCUACCUCUACCUUCAGCUGCCUUCUGGUCCCAACAAUGGAGACAAAAGCGAUCAGAUCUCCGUGUCGUCCAGUCGUACCCAGCAGAUGCAUGCCUUCUCAUGGAUACGGAACACCUUGGAAGAGCACCCUGAGACAUCCCUUCCCAAGCAGGAAGUUUAUGAUGAAUACAAGAGCUAUUGUGACAAUCUUGGCUACCACCCAUUAAGUGCUGCUGACUUUGGAAAGAUCAUGAAAAAUGUCUUUCCAAAUAUGAAGGCCCGUCGUCUAGGCACAAGAGGCAAAUCAAAAUAUUGCUACAGUGGACUGAGGAAGAAGGCUUUUGUGCAUAUGCCAACACUGCCCAACCUUGACUUCCAUAAAACUGGAGAUGGGUUGGAUGGGGCAGAGCCGUCUGGGCAGCUGCAAAGUGCUGAUGAGGAAGUUGUCUCUGCGGCCUGCCGGCUUGUUUGUGAAUGGGCCCAGAAAGUGCUGAGUCAGCCUUUUGAUACAGUCUUGGAAUUGGCUCGUUUCCUUGUAAAAAGUCACUAUAUCGGUACCAAGUCAAUGGCAGCUUUAACAGUAAUGGCAGGGGCACCAGCAGGAAUAAAAGGGAUCCCCCAGCCCUCAGCUUUUAUACCUACUGCUGAAAGUAAUUCCUUUCAACCGCAAGUGAAAACUCUGCCAUCUCCUGUUGAUGCCAAGCAGCAGCUGCAGCGUAAGAUCCAGAAGAAGCAGCAAGAACAGAAACUGCAGUCUCCUUUGCCAGGAGAGUCUCCAGCAAAGAAAACGGAAGGCACCACAAGCAAUGGCGUGACCAGUAUAUCUAAUGGAAGUCCUGCAAUUCUGUCUCCUCCGCCUAUUGGCAUUGUUGUGGCAGCUGUCCCCAGCCCGAUACCGGUGCCAAGGACCAGGCAGUUGGUGACAUCUCCAAGUCCUAUGGGAUCGUCUGAUAGCAAGGUCCUGCCGCUCAAUGUUCAGGUGGUCACUCAGCACAUGCAAUCAGUCAAGCAGUCACCAAAGACUCCCCAGAAUGUUCCUGCCAGCCCAGUUGGUGACCGCUCUGCCCGGCAUCGCUAUCCACAGAUCUUACCGAAGCCUGCAAAUACCAGUGCUCUCACCAUCCGCUCUCCCACGACGGUGCUCUUUACCAGUAGCCCAAUCAAGACUGUUGUGCCAGCUCCACAUGUGAAUUCCUUAAAUGUGGUAAAAAUGACAGCAAUAUCUCUUGCCCCAAGCAGCAGUAGUGUGCCCGUCAAACAGACGCCUUCAGUGAGCAGUAGUGCAGGAGCAGUGGAAGAAGGGAGGACUGGUCCACAGAUCAAAAACGGAUCUGUUGUUUCACUUCAGUCUCCAGGAUCCAAGCCUAGCACAGUUGUAGCUGCGCCUGCCGUCAAGGUCAAAAUGGAACCAGAAGCAUUACUGGAUGAGAAUUCAGUACAGGGCCAAGAGAGCUCUGAUGUGUCAAAAUCCAUAAAGGCAACCCCUGACCUGCCUCCUGCUCAACUAAUUAAUUUUGAGGUUACAACCUUGAAGGUUUCAGCUGAUGAUGUUGUAGAGGCAAAACCAGUUAAGGGCUGUGAUCAGGGAGCUGAAGAAGCAGGGACCAAAUACAAAACACAGUCUAACGAGAUCACACCAGUUUCUUCAGCAGGCAAUAGUCAAAGCACUCUAAAGCUCUCAGUUGCCAGUCCAAACUUGUCCAGCACCAGCAUCGGUUCACCUCCUACCGGUGAGUCUAAAGAUAAAACAUGCACUAAAAGUCCAAGAAAGCGACAACCUUCUACACUUCAGGAUUCCCAGGUACCACCUGUAAAGAAACCACUGGUGGAGCAGCUUUCAGCUGGUAAUGCUGUGGAGGGUCAAAAAGCAAACAGUGUUAAGAAGUCUCCAAAGGUUGGAUCGUUAGCUAACAGUGACAAUACAGCAACACUUGCUCAAGUUCCCAGCAAGGUACCUGUGAAGGUACCUGUACCUUCUGCAGCUGCAGCAAACUUAGCAACAGACCUCUCUUUGAGCACCAAUUUAAAUACCAGUGAUUCUACUUUAGGACAGCAGCUUGCAUCAGCAUCAUCUCCAGAUAUAAAAGUAAAAUUGGAAGGAAACAUGUUUGUCAUAGAAAAUGAUUCAAAAUCUGAUGGCAGCUUUAACCCAAAUACGUGGCACCAUAUCACCAAAACCUCUGAUUUUGCAUCUGUGAAUUGUGAACAGCAGCAAGAUAUCAGUGUUAUGGCUAUUGCAGGGCACUCUGGCUCUAGUGACUUACAGGAAUCUGCAUGGGAGCCAGUGCACUGCGAAGGUAUACAGCAGGAUGCGUACAACCAGCAGUUACAGAGCCAGAUCCAAGAUUCCUCCUUGGAUCAAAUACAAGCACAGUCUUCAAAUCAGUUACCUCUGCAGUCUGAGCUGAAAGAGUUUGAACAUACAGUCCCUCAGUCGAACGAAAACUUCUUCUCAUUUGAUGAUGACCUUACCCAGGACAGCAUUGUGGAGGAGCUGGUGCUCAUGGAGGAGCAGAUGUCCAUGAACAAUUCUCAUCCUUAUGGUGGUUGUCUAGGAAUGGCACUUCAGAGUCAGACCGCAGCUCAAGGAGCUCCUGUGUCAUCUCAUCCAAGCAGCACGCACUUUUACCAUUCGAUCCAUAACAACAGCACU